This is a messenger RNA of Thelazia callipaeda (thelaziosis nematode), 1218 nucleotides long. The record is from the annotation of a GenBank genome assembly. Lineage: Eukaryota; Metazoa; Nematoda; Chromadorea; Rhabditida; Thelaziidae.
UUGAGGAAUAUCCUAUCAGCAAAAAAUACUACAAUAUUAAUAUCUGUUGUGAUAAUUGGAAAUAUUCUGGUGAUAUUAUCUGUUAUCAUUUAUCAACGAAUGAGAACAUUUACAAACAAGUUAUUGAUGUCACUUGCCACAGCUGACCUUUUAGUUGGCUUCUUUGUAAUGCCUUUGUCGUUACUAGACUUAUUACUUGAUCAUGCCUGGCCAUUUGAUAUGUUACUUUGUAAAGUUUGGUCAACAAGCGAUGUUCUCUUCUGCACUGCUUCCAUACUUAAUCUUUGUGUUAUAUCGAUUGAUCGAUAUUUAGCCAUUACUAACCCCUUAAAAUAUUCUAGAACAAGAAAUCGUAAAACAGCUGCUUUGUUAUUGGGCUCUGUUUGGCUAAUUUCAUUUGUUGUGUGUAGUCCACCACUAAUAUUUCAUAUUGAUGAUUAUGCAAUAGUUAUUCCAUCGAAAGAUACUUCUUACACGUCUUCUUCGUGUUUGCAAACAAUCGUUUGUGGUUACCCUAAUGGCCUUAUUUAUCGAAUAUAUAGUUCCAUGGCGAGCUUCUUUAUUCCACUUCUGCUAAUGUGUUCGAUAUAUUAUAAGAUAUUCUGUGUUGUUUCAAAACGCGAGAAGAUGUUGAGGAAAAACGUCAAUCUAGUGUCGUAUAAGACAUCUCGGGAAAGUUUAAAAACAAUUUAUUUUUAUUUUUUGAUUUACAACCUAUAUAGUCAAAAGUUCCUAGGUAAAUUGUUUUUAUGCAUUCAAAACCGCUUAAGUGCCGACGAUGGAGCAGUGAUAACAUUAGCCAAACAAUGUUACUUCAAACUACAACCUCGUUGCUUCUUGGCUAGGACUCACGUCCCCUAUCACACGUGUGGCCCUGGAAAAUUUUCUCGACAUUCCAGAGAGAAAAUUCUUUACAUUAAGGAACGUAAAGCUCUAAAAACAAUUGCCAUAUUAUUCUUUGCAUUUACAAUAUGUUGGUUACCAUUUUUUUUGCUUUAUCUUUUUGAAUUGUUGCUGAGUCAUUCUAAUGCGCUCAUUUCCGUAACGAAAGAAGUGUUUCUAUGGCUAGGAUAUUCAAAUUCUGUGUUGAAUCCAAUAAUUUACACGAUGUACAAUAAUGAUUUUCGCCGGUGUUUUCGUGAUCUAAUAACAUUUGGAUUUUUAAAGCAGCGACGAUCAAUGAGUAUUCGUAAACUUCAUCAGCAAAAUAAUUGUUGA